Adineta steineri is the source of this 576-nucleotide messenger RNA. Lineage: Eukaryota; Metazoa; Rotifera; Eurotatoria; Adinetida; Adinetidae. The record is from the annotation of a GenBank genome assembly.
AUGUUUGAAAAUCCUACUGAUCGUAGUACAUUUUGGCAUUGUGCUAAUGGCAUUAACUAUUUAAAAAAUUGUCCAUCACCUUUAGUUUGGUCGCAAGCAAUACAAGCAUGUACUUGGAAUGUAGAAGAACCAUCAACAACAAUAGCACCAACGAUAGCAUCAACAGAUAUUGUAUCAACAACUAUCACAACACCAAGUUCUCUUCCUCCACAAUGCUUGAACUACACGUCAAUUACGGAUGGUACUCGUCGAACAACUAACACAUAUAUUCUUGCUGAAACUGAUAAUACAUAUUUCAGUAAAACACGCACUUGGGUUCGAUUUGAAGGUGAUGCGGGUACUCGUAUUGCUGAAUCUACUGUUCCGUCUAAUCGUUGCGGAUCAGAAGGUGCUGGAUGGUUAAAACAUCCACAGGAACCAGAAAUCGGUGAGACAGUGACCCAAACGGCUUGUUUCAAUAUGCUUGGAAUGAGCUGUAUUUGGCCUGUGAAGAUUCCCAUGACCAACUGUGAUGGUUUCUUUGUCUAUGGGCUUGUUGCUCCAGCUCCUUCUAAUGCUCGUUAUUGCACUAUCUAA